Messenger RNA from Diorhabda sublineata, 2662 nucleotides. Its product is annotated as delta-1-pyrroline-5-carboxylate synthase. Gene Ontology annotation, cellular component: mitochondrion; cytoplasm. Gene Ontology annotation, molecular function: glutamate-5-semialdehyde dehydrogenase (NADP+) activity; glutamate 5-kinase activity; ATP binding. The transcript is spliced from 8 exons. The record is from RefSeq and is a predicted model, not a curated record. Bases 175 to 2523 code for a protein of 782 amino acids. NCBI's taxonomy places the organism in Eukaryota, Metazoa, Arthropoda, Insecta, Coleoptera, Chrysomelidae.
AGCAGAUGAUAUAAUCACGCUAAAGAUGAUGGCCAGAGUCCGAAAGUUUUUCAAUAAAACCAUUAGAUAAGAAAAAGAUACAUCGUUAAUUAACGAGGGUGAUCGUAGUAGUAGUAUUUAUAUAAAUUAGUAUAAACAAUUUAAAUUUUAAUAUCGUUGAAAUUUGCAUAUGAAAUGUGGGCAUAUCUCAAAAUUCCAGUGCAAUAUACUGCUCGUAGACCAGCUGUUCGGAAUACCAAUACAGUUUUCACCAUUGUAGGUGCCAAAUGCAAAUGUACAUAUCAGGCUGCUUUCGAAAAGAAAGGGUUAGUAGAUAGGAAACCGAGUAGUUUUUUUGACAGAAGUCAGUUGAAGUACGCGAGAAGAUUAGUGGUAAAAUUAGGUAGUGCUGUUAUAACCAGAGAAGAUGAGAAUGGACUCGCUUUAGGAAGAUUGGCGUCAAUAGUGGAACAAGUAGCAGAAUGCCAAAAUGAAGGAAGAGAAUGCAUUAUGGUUACUAGUGGUGCUGUUGCUUUUGGAAAACAAAGAUUGACACAAGAAUUACUUAUGUCCCUCUCUAUGAGAGAGACUCUAUCUCCUACUGAUCAUACACGCGAGGAUGCCGUAGCAUUGGUCGAACCUAGAGCAGCGGCUGCAGUAGGACAAUCAGGUCUUAUGUCCCUCUACGAUGCUAUGUUUUCUCAAUACGGUGUGAAAAUAGCACAAGUUUUAGUGACUAAAGCUGAUUUCUACAACGAGGAAACCAGAAAAAACCUAAUAAGCACCUUAACAGAAUUAAUUAGUUUGAAUAUCGUGCCUAUCAUUAACACAAAUGAUGCGGUUUCACCGCCACCACAAAUAGACGAACCUAUUGGUGAUAAACCUGGAAAGAGGGGUAUUUCAAUCAAAGAUAAUGAUAGUUUGGCAGCCAUGUUGGCUGCAGAGAUACAAUCUGAUCUGCUUAUAUUGAUGUCUGAUGUUGAUGGAAUUUACAACAAGCCACCAUGGGAAACAGGAGCUAAGUUCUUACAUACUUUCACAUCUGAUCAACGAAAUACAAUUGAAUACGGGCAAAAGAGUAAAGUUGGUACUGGAGGUAUGGAUUCUAAGGUUAAUUCAGCUACAUGGGCUUUGGACAGGGGCGUGUCUGUGGUUAUUUGUAAUGGAACAUUGGAUAAAGCUAUCAAAACUAUUCUUUCAGGAAGAAAAGUUGGUACAUUUUUUACUGAACAUUCUCUCUGUGGAUCUGUUUCUUCUGAAGUAGUUGCAGAAAAUGCAAGAAUUGGUAGUCGCAUUUUAGCCUCUCUGUCACCAGACCAACGGGUAUCUUGCAUUCAUACUUUAGCCGAUCUUUUAAUUAGUAAACAAGCAACAAUUCUAGAUGCCAAUCAAAAGGACCUACAGGAAAGUGCGAAAGUAGGUUUGGCCAAGCCACUCUUAUCGAGAUUAUCAUUAACUCCUGCGAAACUCAAAAAUCUUUCGAUAGGUCUGAAACAAAUAGCAGACAGUAGCCACAACAAUGUAGGUAGAGUGAUAAAGAGAACCAAAUUGGCUGAUGGCUUGAUAUUGAAACAAAUAACAGUACCCAUCGGAGUACUGAUGGUUAUUUUUGAGUCUAGACCGGAUUCCUUACCACAAGUAGCUGCUCUUGCGAUUGCUUCAGGUAAUGGAUUAUUGUUAAAAGGUGGCAAGGAAGCCAUGCAUAGUAAUAAAGCUCUUAUGGAAGUAGUUACUGAAGCAUUGAAAACUGUUGGAGCAGAAAAAGCUAUAUCAUUAGUAUCUACGAGAGAUGAAAUCAGUGAUUUAUUAUCGAUGGAAAAUCAUAUAGACUUAAUUAUUCCUAGAGGUUCGAACGAAUUGGUUCGAAGUAUUCAAAAACAAAGUCAAAACAUUCCAGUUUUAGGACAUGCUGAAGGUAUUUGUCACGUGUACGUAGAUAAGGACGCGGAUUUAGAGAAAGCUAUAAAAAUAGUUAAAGAUUCAAAAUGUGACUACCCCGCAGCCUGCAACGCCAUGGAAACUCUUCUAAUUCACAAAGACCUUAUGAACGGAUCAUUUUUCACAGAUAUUUGUAGUAUGCUUAAGCAGGAGGGAGUUAAGCUGAACGCUGGACCAGUUCUUCAUCAAAUGCUCACUUUCGGUCCACCAGCUGUUAAAACUAUGAAACAUGAAUAUAGUGCUCUUGAAUGCUGUAUUGAGGUUGUUGAUGGUAUUGAAGAGGCUAUUAAACAUAUUCAUAAUUACGGUAGUGCACAUACCGAUGUUAUCGUAACUGAAAACAAGGAAAGUGCCAAAAUCUUCCAAACGCAAGUAGACAGCGCCUGUGUAUUCCAUAACGCUAGUUCAAGAUUCGCAGAUGGAUUUAGAUUUGGUUUGGGAGCAGAAGUAGGCAUAAGUACUGGUAGAAUUCAUGCCAGAGGUCCUGUGGGAGUUGAAGGACUGUUAACUACCAAGUGGAUUCUCGACGGGGAAGAUCACACUGCAGCCGAAUUCGCCGAUGGUGGGAAAAGAACAUGGAUACAUGAAUCUUUACCCGUAGAGUAGAUUAUAUAAUUAAAUAAUUUAUUGAAAUAAAGUUGAGGAAUAAGUACCCAAGUAUCAGUAGUAACUUUCCUGAUGCAAAAUUUUGCUUUCUCGUCUAUUUUUGUAACUAUUCAUUCAAAUUAAAAAGAUUUUAUGUGAA